Messenger RNA from Pongo pygmaeus (Bornean orangutan), 4121 nucleotides. RefSeq names its product anti-silencing function 1B histone chaperone (gene ASF1B). Gene Ontology annotation, biological process: DNA replication-dependent chromatin assembly. Gene Ontology annotation, molecular function: histone binding. Gene Ontology annotation, cellular component: nucleus; chromatin. Bases 2608 to 3216 code for a protein of 202 amino acids. The transcript is spliced from 4 exons. NCBI's taxonomy places the organism in Eukaryota, Metazoa, Chordata, Mammalia, Primates, Hominidae. The record is from RefSeq and is a predicted model, not a curated record.
UGAGUGACACAGCAAGACUCCCUCUCAAAAAUAAAAUAAAAUAAAACAAAUUAGGCAUGGUGGCAUGAACUGGUGAUCCCAGCUACUCGGGAGGCUGAGUUGGGAGGAUCACUUGAGCCCAAGAGUUCCAGGUUAUAGUGAGCCACGAUUAUGCCACUUGCACUCCAGCCUGGGCAACAGAGCUCUAUUACAAAAAAAAAAAUCCCACAGGAACUGGAUUGUUUAAAAAGAACAGGAAAAGGAAAACAUACUAGCACAGUGAGUGAGCCCUAGUGAGCCCACAGAGGUGACUGGGUAAGAAAUACCAGUGCCUUGGAUCAGUGCUGUUCAGGCUUACGGCCUGUGAGUUUGAACACUGUCCGGAGCACCCUUAGAAAGGCCUCUCUGGGGAGGCGACAUUUGAACAGAGACUUGAAUGAGAAGAAGGCAUAAGCCAUGCCAAGAGCCCAGAAGAGGUUCUGGGCAGAGGCUUUGCACUGGGAGUGGCUUGUCAGAAUUUUAACAAAAAGAGGUUUACUUAGGCUGGUUUGAAGUUGGAGCUGGGUGGUUAACAGGAGACAAAGCAUAGAGUUUCAAAGACAAUGCUCUCAUCCUGAGAAGUGACCUGGUCAAAUGUGUUUCCGACCUUCGCUGUCCAGUAAUACAGGAGCCACUUUUCACAGGGGCUCAGGAGCACUCAACUGUAGCUAUCAAGACAGCUAAACUGAACUUUCUUUUUUAAAAUUUAAUUUUAAUUUUUAGAGACAGGGUCUCACUCUGACACUCAGGCUGGAGUGCAGUGGCUGGAGCAUCCUGGGCUCAAGAGAUCCUCCUGCCUCAGCUUCAGGAGUAGCAGAGACUACAGGUAUGCACUACCACACCUGGCUUAUUCUUUUAUUUUUUGUAGAUAUGAGGUCUUGUUAUGUUGCCCAGGCUAAUCUUGAACUCCUGGCCUCAAGAAAUCCUCCAUGACCAGCCUCUAAAAUUUAAAAAAAAAAAAAAAAAAGAUAUGGCCGGGCACAGUGGCUCACGCCUGUAAUCCCAGCACUCUGGAAGGCCGAGAUGGUCGGAUCACUUGAGGUCAGGAGUUCGAGACCAGCCUGGCCAACAUGGUGAAACCCCGUCUCUACUGAAGAUACAGAAAAAAGUUUAGCUGGUUGUGGUGGUGGGCACCUGUAAUGCCAGCUACUCAGGAGGCUGAGGCAGGAGAAUCGCUUGAACCCGGGAGGUAGAGGUUGCAGUGAGCCGAGAUCGCGCCAUUGCAUUCCAGCCUGAGUGACAGAGCCAGAUUCCAUCUCAAAAAAAAAAAAAAAAAAAGUGGCUUCCAAAAAAUGUAAAAUUAGGCCGCGGCUGGCAUAUUUUUCCACUGGGCAGCGCUGAUCGCCCGUGGGGCCAGAGACUCUGCGACCUGGAGUCUCCCAGGCCGGGGGCGACGGCCCAGACGGGAUGCGUUGGAGAGAAGUUUCCGGAUGUAUUAUGUAGUCAUGAAUCAUGUCAGGGAAUUGCCACGGCCCCCGUUGAAUGGGGAGGCGCUGCCUCGGGCGCUGAGUAGCAGAGCCCGGACUCUGAACACUGGUCUGCUCCCGAACUGGAACUCCCAUUUUCAGUACCGUCCGCUUGAAAUCUCCCAAGAGCCCUCGAGGGGGCGAGAACGGGAUCCAAACCUCUCGGGGGCGAGAGCGGGAUCCGAACCCCUCGGGGGCGAGAGCGGGAUCCGAACCCGGCCGGAUUCCCGAGGUCCGAGCGCGCCGCGUGACCGCCACUCCGAACGUUCGCAACGUUCACAACGGACUCCCGGGCCGCCGGACCUCAAGGGUCAGGAGCCACUCAGAAAAAGCUCCAGGACACGCUCACCUGUUGACAGACGCUGAAGCCGCAAACGCUCCUCCUCUCUCUUCACACUCGCCAACACCGCGGCGGCGAUCGACUUCCGCUUCUCUCCAGCGAAUCCCCAGCUGAGCCUCCUUCUGCUCCCGCCACCAUUACCAAUCCAGCCAAUAAACUCUCAGAAAACCCUCUUUAUCUCCGCCCCACUCCCUACUGCCAAUCACUUCGGGUGCGAGCACCGCCCUUCCCGCCUUCUUUAGCGAGCGCCGCGCGCCACCGCUCGGCGGUUGGCGGCGCUGCGCGCCGCGGGAUGAAUCUCCCGGAAAAGCGAGGCGAGGGGCGGGCCAGGCCGGUGCGGGAGCCCUCAGGAUUGGCCAGAAGGAGGCCGGCGCUGUGACUCUGUCCAUUCCCGCCGUUGACAUCCAAGUCGGAGACGCUGGGGAUUGGUUCCCAGCGGACAGGUUAAGAAGCUUGGAGAUAAUUUCGCCCUCCUCACACGCUGCGGAGAGGGAGCUCCGCUGAUUGGUCCGGGGAGUCUGGUCGCGCGCCGAUCGGCACUCCAGGAUUGGCUGAGGGGGUGCGCGCGCCGCCAGGGAGCGUUGGCGGUGAUUGGCCAGAGGGCGGAGGCCGGCUAUUUGAAGGCGGCGCGCGGACUAGGUGCGCACUUCAGUCCGCGGAGAGAAGAGGCGGGGGUGGACCUGGUCAGCCCUACCUCACUGACCCCCACCGGACCCAGGCGCGGCCUCCGCCACAGCCACAGCCACAGCCCCUGCCCCUGCUGCGGCGCGGCGAGGCGAGGCGAUGGCCAAGGUGUCGGUGCUGAACGUGGCGGUCCUGGAGAACCCGAGCCCUUUCCACAGCCCUUUCCGGUUCGAGAUCAGCUUCGAGUGCAGUGAAGCCCUGGCGGACGACCUGGAGUGGAAGAUCAUUUAUGUUGGCUCGGCUGAGAGUGAGGAAUUUGAUCAGAUCCUAGACUCGGUGCUGGUGGGCCCUGUACCAGCAGGGAGACACAUGUUUAUCUUUCAGGCUGAUGCCCCCAACCCAUCCCUCAUCCCAGAGACUGAUGCCGUGGGUGUGACUGUGGUCCUCAUCACCUGCACCUACCAUGGACAGGAGUUCAUCCGAGUGGGCUACUACGUCAACAACGAGUACCUCAACCCUGAGCUGCGUGAGAACCCACCCAUGAAGCCAGAUUUCUCCCAGCUCCAGCGGAACAUCUUGGCCUCGAACCCCCGGGUGACCCGCUUCCAUAUCAACUGGGACAACAACACGGACAGGCUGGAGGCCAUAGAGACCCAGGACCCCUCUCUGGGCUGCAGCCUCCCACUCAACUGCACUCCUAUCAAGGGCCUGGGCCUCCCUGGCUGCAUCCCUGGCCUCCUCCCUGAGAACUCCAUGGACUGCAUCUAACUGCAGGAACCCAGAGUGUACCAGCACACCGGGAGGGGCAACCAGGCCUCCCAGCGAGUCCUGCAGGGCCCAUCUAGAGGACUUUGGGGGCCAUCAGCUGCAUCCAGGUCUGUCAAACUCAGCCCCUAGGAAAGAACAGGCCUCGAGUCUCCCCUAGUCCUGGCCAGAAGGAUGAUCUUGCUUUUCCUCUACAGGCCUAUAAGAAGCAGGUACUUCAGUUCUAAAUUCUGACUUGUGUUCUUUUUGUCUUCAUAAAUUCUACCUAAGGCCACUGUGCCACUGUGCACCCUUGAGUACCAUUGAUCCAAAGCUUUCCCACAGACCUCCCUGGCCCACCUAGAGGCUUUCUUGGUCAGUGCCUGUCAAGGCUCCAGUCCUGCUGAGCCAAAGGCUCUGUCAUUCCUUUCUCUUCCCGUCCAUCUGAGCAGAUCCACUCCAGCUUUCUGGUGGCACAGGCAGGAAUCUUAGUUAGUAGGUAGAGUUAGAUCCCAUUUCUGUCCUGCUCCCAGGAAGAUUCUUAGGUCCUCUUCAAUCCAGCAGCCCCUCCCAGAGGUGUGAUCAGGAUGCUGAGGAACCAUGUUGCCUUUCCUGUCAAUCACAGCCACCUUCCUGUUAUCUCCUAAAUGGAUCUGGCUUUUCCUGGAGGCUGCUGUGGUUGGAAGAUGGUAUCAGUGGGCCUACCUGUGCAGUCUGUCUCCGGGCCAGGGUCAGGGACCCUCUGCCUCUGGCAGCCUUAACCUGUCCUCUGCUAGGACCAGGGUGAUUUCAAGCCAGGGAAGCAACUGGGACCCUGAAAACUUCCUCCCCAGCCCACUCCCCCUCUCUGUGCCCUGGUCCCCUUGCUGCCAUGUGGAUACUGUUGUGAUUGCUGUUUGUAUAUUAUUAAAAUGUUUUUAUAUUAAAAA